AUGGAGUUGUUCCUUUUUGGGGAAUAUGAAGUGUGUUGUGUUGUGUUGAGGUGUGUUGUGGUGUGUCGUGUUGAGGUGUGUUGUGUUGUGGUGUGUUGUGUUGAGGUGUGUUGUGUUGUGGUGUGUUGUGUUGAGGUGUGUUGUGUUGUGUUGAGGUGUGGUGUGGUGUGUUGUGUUGAGGUGUGUUGUGUUGAGGUGUGGUGUGUUGUGUUGAGGUGUGUUGUGUUGAGGUGUGUUGUGGUGUGUCGUGUUGAGGUGUGUUGUGUUGUGGUGUGUUGUGUUGAGGUGUGGUGGUGUUGUGUUGAGGUGUGUUGUGUUGAGGUGUGGUGUGUUGUGUUGAGGUGUGUUGUGGUGUGUUGUGUUGUGGUGUGUUGUGUCGUGUUGUGGUGUGUUGUGUUGAGGUGUGUUGUGUUGUGUCGCGUCAUGUCGUGUUGUGUUGAGGUGUGUUGUGUUGAGACCGACGGCUUCACCUUCGCCACUUUUGUCGCGCUCGUAUCGGACUUCUGCAGAGCGUCCGUUCAAUUCAGCUCCGUCCAACAACCGCCGGCCCCCGCUCCCUUCAGCGCCGAGCGACUCAGGGCAGUGUAG
Molecule: messenger RNA, 588 nt
Organism: Knipowitschia caucasica
Lineage: Eukaryota; Metazoa; Chordata; Actinopteri; Gobiiformes; Gobiidae
Source: the annotation of a GenBank genome assembly